Penaeus vannamei (Pacific white shrimp) is the source of this 712-nucleotide messenger RNA. The record is from RefSeq and is a predicted model, not a curated record. Lineage: Eukaryota; Metazoa; Arthropoda; Malacostraca; Decapoda; Penaeidae.
AUUGUUAUUAUUUUGAAGUGCAGUGUAUAGCAAGCGAUCUCUGAUAUCAUUCAAAUGGUUAAAGUCUGCAAGCCCUUCAUGGAACAUUAACCAAAAACCCUCGGAAAUGUGCAGGGAAGCCUCUUGACCUAUUUUCCUCCGAAAAUGAAAGGUGGCAGAAACAAAGACGGCCGCGUUUAACUGCAGACAAACUCUAAGGCAUUUAUCAUUAUCCGAAAUUAAGGGUGGCUCAACCCCUCUGCAAAUAACACCACUUGCGUUGAAAAAACGAAAAUAAUCUUUUUUGAAAAGGUUUAAACCCAUAUGGCAACCGGAUCUGUGAAGAAAAGGCAAUAUUUAUGUUGGUAGUUUCAAACGCGGCCGGAUCAGCUGUGAGUGAUUCUUGCUGUGAGAGAGAGAGAGGACUCGGAGGAGGCGCCCCUGCUCAGGAGGACAGAAUCUGCUUCACCCAUCCCUUUGAACUCAUCCAGCAGCUCUCAACCACCUCUCAUCCACCAAGGAGCCGCCCACCAAUCACAACCAUGUCUGCCGGGUGCUGUGGGACCAAGAAACCCAAGCUUAAUGGAGGCCCACAGGUGAAAAGAUCUCAGGUCGACGAUGUGUGUCCACGGCAUAAUUACACUAUAUCCAGUCAACAAGAUAAUCGGGUGGUAUGUAUCUCUUAGAAAUACAUUUACGGGCAUCACUCAUCACAUACAAAACUGACAGCAUU